CCAACCCCUAAGGAGGAGAGGAAGGAGAGACAGAAGACUAGUCUGUCAGCGCAGAACACACACAUCCACACACACACACACUCACUGUCUGUCUGUCGGGAACAAACACGUACCAACCCAACCGCUCACACACACUCCUAGGACAUGAACACUCUCAUCCUCUCCUCUCUGCUGUGUUUGGUUUUCAGUGCUCUAGGUGUCCUGGGAUCCGCAGUGACGUUCUCAGCGGGGGUGAGCCAUGUGACAGGAGCAUUGGCCUCAGGGGAAGGGGAGGAGCUACAAAGCUCUCUGGGCGAUGAAGAGGAACUGGAUCUUGAAGAAGAUCUGUCGGGAGGAACACCUACAGACGGCUCACCCCAACUGAUGCGUCACAGUAAGGACCAAAAAGAAAAGGUCAGAGGUCAGAAAGGGAAAAGGAAUAAAGGAAAGAAGAAGAAGAAGACGAGAACCUCCACAGCCUUCAACCCUGAACACACGUCAACAGGACACAUGUCAACAGGACACACGUCAACAGGACACACGUCAACAGGACACACGUCAACAGGACACACGUCAACAGGACACACGUCAACAGGACAGACGGAGUUCCCGGCCGCACACACACACCAGACGUCAGGGCGUGUCACACAGGACCCUUGUAGCUUUUCCCACAAGGGCUACUGUAUCCAUGGGCUCUGCAAGUACAUGGCAGACCUGAGAGAGCCAGUGUGUAUGUGUAAUAAAGGAUACGACGGUGAGCGCUGUGGGAUCCUGCUCCUGCCUACAACGAACAAGGAGGACAGCGGCAGAGCAGAGGUGGUCCAGACGGUCCUGGUCGUUAUAGCUGUGGUCCUCUCGUGCGUCAGCUGCCUCGCCAUACUGCUCAUGGCCUGCACACAUUACAGAACUCAUCAGAACUUUCUGGCUACCUAUCUUGGCUCUGGCAGUGAGAAACAGCUCCAGAAAACCAGACCUUGUGACAUCACAGUGUGACCAUCAACAGAGAACUUAAAGGUCUGGAACCAUGAGAACCGGGACAACCAGAGGAGAAACCGGUUCCGGCUCCUACCCAGCGGAGUGAUCUACUGAACACACUCUACAACGCCAGACAGUAUAAUUUUCUGUAGGAGAACCAGCAUAGAACCUCCUUGAAGAACCAGCAUAGAACCGCCUUGAAAAACCAGCAUAGAACCGCCUUGACGAACCAGCAUAGAACCGCCUUGAAGAACCAGCAUAGAACCGCCUUGUUAUUCUAAUUUAUUGGAUUAUUUAUUGGUGACAGAGUGUUGUUAUAUUAGAUAUGAUUGGACUACGAUGUUGAGCAUCAUGUUCCCAUUACGUUAUUGUUUAUUUAUUAACCAGGCUGUUCCUAGGUCAGAUCUACUGUACUGGACAUAGAUGGACUCUAUCUGUUCACAAAUAAAGUCCCCCCACUCUGUUAAGAAAAGUGUGUGU
Messenger RNA from Oncorhynchus mykiss (rainbow trout), 1434 nucleotides. RefSeq lists its product as uncharacterized. Lineage: Eukaryota; Metazoa; Chordata; Actinopteri; Salmoniformes; Salmonidae. The record is from RefSeq and is a predicted model, not a curated record. Gene Ontology annotation, molecular function: growth factor activity; epidermal growth factor receptor binding. Gene Ontology annotation, biological process: positive regulation of mitotic nuclear division; epidermal growth factor receptor signaling pathway; positive regulation of cell population proliferation.